CCUCUCUCUCUCUCUUAAAACAAGACAUCAUCUCCUUCAACAAAUCGAGUUUCUGUCCCUUACCAAAUCUUCUCUUCUAUCAAAUCCUAAACACAACAAAAUGGCUCACCUUCUGAAAUCUUCUUCAUCAAAAUCAACUCUCCUCAACAUUUUCAGACACAACCUCAUCUUCGGUUCUCCAAACCACGCGUCUCGUCAUCUCCCCCAUAACCUACCACAUAAUACACGAAUCUCACCUAAUCCAAUAACUCGUUUGUGUAACACCAUGGUAGACACGCUCUCACACGAAGACACCAAUCGUCAGGUCAUGGAUUUUCCUGGAGGAAAAGUAUCAUUCACACCUGAGAUUCAAUUCAUACCCGAAUCCAACGAAGACCGUGUGCCUUGCUACCGUGUUCUCGAUGACAACGGCCAACAACUCACCAACAGCCAGUUUGUUCCCGUUAGUGAAGAAAUCGCUGUGAAGAUGUAUAGUGAUAUGGUAACACUUCAGAUAAUGGAUAACAUAUUCUACGAAGCUCAAAGACAAGGGAGACUUUCGUUUUACGCUACUGCUUUCGGUGAAGAAGCUAUUAAUAUUGCUUCAGCUGCUGCUCUUUCUCCUCAUGAUGUUAUCUUCCCUCAGUAUAGAGAGCCUGGUGUUCUACUGUGGCGUGGCUUCACGCUUCAAGAGUUUGCAAACCAGUGUUUUGGGAAUAAAGCUGAUUAUGGCAAAGGAAGGCAGAUGCCUGUUCAUUAUGGGUCUAAUAAGCUUAAUUAUUUCACUGUUUCAGCCACAAUAGCUACGCAAUUACCAAAUGCUGUUGGUGCUGCUUAUUCCUUAAAGAUGGAUGGUAAGGAUGCAUGUGCAGUCACCUUCUUUGGCGAUGGUGGCUCCAGUGAGGGAGACUUCCACGCUGCUUUGAACUUUGCAGCAGUUAUGGAAGCACCUGUUUUGUUUAUAUGUCGGAACAAUGGAUGGGCGAUUAGUACUCCAACCUCAGAUCAGUUCCGAAGUGAUGGUGUAGUGGUGAAAGGCCGUGCUUAUGGGAUUAGGAGUAUACGUGUGGAUGGAAACGAUGCGCUUGCUAUGUACAGUGCGGUGCACGAAGCGCGGGAGAUGGCAGUUAGAGAACAUAGGCCAAUCUUGAUUGAGGCCUUAACGUAUCGUGUAGGACACCACUCAACGUCAGAUGAUUCCACUAGGUACCGCUCUGCAGAUGAGAUAGAGUGGUGGAACAAAGCGAGAAACCCGUUGUCUAGGUUUAGGACUUGGGUUGAAAGUAAUAGCUGGUGGAGUGAUGAAGCUGAAUCUGAUCUGAGAAGCAGAAUCAAGAAAGAGAUGUUAGAAGCUAUCCGGGUUGCAGAGAAGACUGAGAAACCGAAUCUGAAUCACAUGUUCUCAGAUGUCUACGAUGUUCCUCCUUUGAACCUCAGGGAACAGGAACUUCUGGUGAGGAAGACGAUCAAAAGUCACCCACAAGAUUACCCAUCAGAUGUACCUCUUUAAGUAGACUCUUAUCAAAUGCUCCCAUGUAAUAAAAUAUAAAAGAUUAUCUACAUUGCUAAUUGUAAUCUUUUAUUGAAACCUAGAUUAUCUACAACUUCUUUGGUAGAGCACAAACCAGAAUCUGGUAGUAAUGUGUGUGAUAUAACACCAGUUACCAUUUCAGACAGUACAUGUCAUCUCCUCUUCUAUCUGAUAAUGUUGAUU
Molecule: messenger RNA, 1693 nt
Organism: Eruca vesicaria subsp. sativa (arugula)
Lineage: Eukaryota; Viridiplantae; Streptophyta; Magnoliopsida; Brassicales; Brassicaceae
Source: the annotation of a GenBank genome assembly